CAAUUGUGGCUGCUUUGGAAUUGUCGAUUCUCGUCUCUGGUACCGUACGGCAUGCAUUGUUACGACACAAGUGGAUGCUGAUGGAACCGAGCAAUGCCCUAACCGCCUUUGGCAGGAACUAGACGCACCAUAGCACAACCUUCGCUUGCAGCUUCUUUCGUACACCAUGUUGCGAACCCGCGACAUUUUCGCUUUGAUCGCCACGCUCGUCCUCGUUCGACUGGCGUGGAACAAUGGGACCGAAAACCUUUCGGCGGGGGUCGAUCUGGCGUUCCUCCUUCCGCGCGAGGGAGUGAUGGCAMUAUCGCCCAUGGAUCUGGACGGAGAUGGAAGCAAAGAGGCGCUGGUAGUGGCCAAAGCCGUAGAAAGGAAAGAAAGCUUUCGGUUGGAGAUCCACGAUUUGAAACCCCUCCAUGGGUUUCGAAAGACCUACCUGGAACCCUUUCGACCGGAUGUUAUUUUCACAUCRGAGGAGAUCAACGACGACAAUGCGCACCCCAUUCACAUGACAACGGGGCAGCUUCUGAUCAAGAAACACGGGCAGUCGAAGAAGGACGGCGGAAAGCCCAGAAAAUUCAACCUCUCCCCUGAUCUACAGAUCAAUGACCAAAACCGGCAUUACUUCUGCGGGACCACCUGGGACGAUGCCUCCAACAAAUGCAAAACCCCGUGCCCGGGCGGACAGGCCAAUGAAUGUCCCAGYGACGAGCGKUGCUUUGCCGAUACUCCCUGCGACAUUCUGAACGACGACUUUGACAGUGACGAAAGCGAGAAGAAUUCGUUUGUGCUUACUCCKGGCGGAGGCAUGCCGUCGGUGGUCUCCCUAUGGAGCAAUGGUGCGUUGAUGUUKCAUAGCUUGACCAAUACCAAGAAGGAGGAGGAUUCGACAAAGAAGGUGAAAAAGAAGGCUCUAGCGCUGCGCGAGAUGUGGCGCUAUGGUAUAUUUCCCGCAGACAAAGUCAACGACAUGCAGGACAUUUUGUGGGAAGAAAUCAACGUCSUCCUUUUGGACGCUUACUCGAGCAUGGAAGCYGGUGCCAACCACGGAAUGGUCGUUGUCAGCGCAUCCUACUACAUGGACGGAAAUCCAGAAUCGCACCGCUCUACCAUGACGGUUGCCAUAGACGCCUUUAAAGGAACCGUCUUGUGGGAGUCGCACUCGGACAUUGCUCUCGAACAGGAAGAAAAGCCGCUGCCGCUGCCAUUGGCGACGCGGGGUCAAACAUCCUUUGCUCGGCGCAGAUCUUCCGUUGCUCGUUCGAUGCAAGGGCUUCAAACGUAUACCUCUUCUUCUGCCUUGCCAAACUGCAUGUCGUUGCUGAAAAAAGCGGUCAAAAACGAGGUAUUCCCCUAUUCGUAUUGGGGACCCGAGGAUGCCGGCGUGGCGGCGAUCCACCUCAACCGAAAGAAACACGCGAGAAACAAYGGAAACCAYCGCGCAUCSAAGCCCCACGAAGAUCACGGCAUCGCACAGCACCACCACCACCACCACAAGAAGAAGAAAAAGUGGCACCACAAGUUCCAUCCCCGAAAGAAAUCCAAUCACCACCAUCAUCACUAUGGACCCAUCCAGGGUAGGCCAAACGCACUGGUCACCCAGACACGCGGCGGGCUCCAGAUUCGRUCGCUGAAAAACGGGAAAGCCUUGUGUCACUUGGC
Pseudo-nitzschia multistriata is the source of this 1659-nucleotide messenger RNA. The record is from the annotation of a GenBank genome assembly. Lineage: Eukaryota; Bacillariophyta; Bacillariophyceae; Bacillariales; Bacillariaceae.